Penicillium daleae is the source of this 948-nucleotide messenger RNA. RefSeq names its product autophagy-related protein 27. Lineage: Eukaryota; Fungi; Ascomycota; Eurotiomycetes; Eurotiales; Aspergillaceae. Bases 1 to 948 code for a protein of 315 amino acids. The transcript is spliced from 3 exons. The record is from RefSeq and is a predicted model, not a curated record.
AUGCGAAUACAAUCCAGCGGAGUCACACUACUGCUGUCCUCAGUGCUACCCAGUCUAAGCGCGGCACUGACCUUCGACUGCUCCCACAUCAAUGUCGACAAGUACAAAUACGACUUCAGUCCCUUGAGCGGCGUCCACGAGCUAUACCACGUCAACGAGACGGAAACCGCCGUGACAAAUACGACCUACGUUCUCAACAUUUGCAAAAACCUGGGCAGCAAGGCCGCAGACCGUGGAGAUGAUGGAAAGUGCGGACAGACCAAGCGAAUUUGCGGCUUCGUGAACCGACACCCAACCGACGGCAACGGCAGCCAGCGCUUCGGCUUCCCGAUCGUCGGUCUCGAUCCUAUGGGCGGGGGCUCGAUGGAGCCAGAGUUCACGCGACUAGCCACGAUCGACCCCGACACCGAGGGUGUCCGGGUCAAGCUUGCCGGCGGCGAGUUCAGGGGAGACGACGACGAAGGGAAGAAGAAGGAUGCCGCAGCCGUGAUUGAUUUUACGUGUGACCCAGGCCGCUCUGGACUGGAAGGGCUUGUCACGGAGGAAGACAGCUCGGAUGCAGAUGAGGAGAAGCGGCGCCGCGAUGAAAAAUCCAGGGACGGCAGUUUGCAGUUCAAGAGCUUCGAGCUGGGUGAGGAUGAUACUUAUAUCUUGAAACUGGAUUGGCGCACGCGGUAUGCUUGCGAUGAUUAUCAGCGGGGGAAGCAGAAUAACUCGAAUUCCUGGGGGUUCUUCACUUGGAUGAUUAUCAUUGUCUUCCUCUGCGUCGCCGCCUACCUCAUCUUCGGCUCCUGGCUCAACUACAACCGCUACAGCGCCCGUGGCUGGGAUCUUCUUCCACACGGCGAUACCCUCCGCGAUGUCCCCUACCUCAUGAAAGACUGGGUUCGAAGCGUGAUCAACACAUUGCAAGGGUCCGGGUCGAGGGGAGGGUACAGUGCGGUAUAA